Messenger RNA from Eremomyces bilateralis CBS 781.70, 1963 nucleotides. RefSeq lists its product as uncharacterized. Gene Ontology annotation, molecular function: nucleobase transmembrane transporter activity. Gene Ontology annotation, biological process: nucleobase transport; transmembrane transport. NCBI's taxonomy places the organism in Eukaryota, Fungi, Ascomycota, Dothideomycetes, Eremomycetales, Eremomycetaceae. The record is from RefSeq and is a predicted model, not a curated record. Bases 259 to 1935 code for a protein of 558 amino acids. Gene Ontology annotation, cellular component: plasma membrane. The transcript has 5 exons.
GAUACCGGUGCUUCCGCUCCAGGAUCUACCAAGCAUUUAUUUUCAGAACGAGCCGUUGGAAGAGGAGAGGCAUUGUUUACCACUUCGUCGCCCCAACCCUCCCCGUCACGUGCAUAUCGUCAUCGCUUCGGAAGAUUUUUGUAUCGUCGCUCAGGAAAGGCCCACUUUUCCGGCUAGACCAUACCCCCCAAGAGAGAAGAAUAUUCUUCUUCUCCAUUCUGAACAAGUUACGGACAGUCGUGGUCUGUUUCGUUCAUUAUGGGGACGCUCAGGAACCGGAAGGUUGCCGGCCUGGCGCACAAGCUUGCGGUGGAAUCGGAGCCGGGCCUGACCAGCACCCAAUUGAUGUUGACCAACCAUGAUUUGAAACCCGUCGAACCCGGAAGGCGACAAUGGGGUCCUUGGAACUUCGUUGGUUUUUGGAUUGCUGAUUCUUUCAAUAUAAACACCUGGAUGAUUUCCUCGUCCAUGAUCGUGGCUGGUCUGAGCUGGUGGCAAUCGUGGCUCUGCGUCUGGAUCGGAUACUCCAUUGCAGCAGUCUUCAUCUGCAUGACUGGUAGAAUCGGUGCUACAUACCAUAUCGGUUUCCCCGUAGUCGCUCGCUCGUCCUUUGGUAUCUGGGGUAAUUUAUGGCCUGUUUUCAACCGGGCUGCGAUGGCUUGUAUCUGGUACGGUGUACAGUCCUACAUUGGUGGCCAUUGUGUCUAUUUGAUGAUCCGUUCAAUUUGGAAGGGAUGGAAUCGUGAAACGAUUCCGAACACGUUUAGUCCGGAUUCCGGAACCACGACUGCAGACUUCGUAUCCUUCUUCCUCUUCUGGGCCGGAUCACUACCCGCCAUCUGGUUCCCGGUUCACCAGAUCCGCCAUCUCUUCACCGUGAAAGCGUAUUUUGUACCAUGCGCCGGCAUUGCAUUCUUCAUCUGGGCGCUGGUUCGCGCUGGUGGCGCCGGUCCUAUUGUUCGCCAAGGAUCCACAAUCCAUGGUAGCGAACUCGGUUGGGCGUUCGUCAACGGCGUCAUGAGCUCCAUCGCGAACUUCGCUACCCUGAUUGUCAACGACCCGGAUUUCAGUCGUUUCGCAGGGAAACCGCGUGAUGCGCUCUGGUCCCAACUCUUCACGAUCCCGAUCGGCUUUGCCCUCACCUCGUUCAUCGGCAUCAUCGUCUCCUCCUCCUCCACCGUGAUAUACGGCGGCGAACCCAUCUGGGAUCCUCUCGAACUCCUGGAGCGAUUCAUCGACGAUGGUGGUUCCGGCCAACGGUUCGGCGUGUUCAUCAUCGCGGCGGCCUUCGCCCUCGCGCAGUUGGGCACCAACAUCGCCGCGAACUCCGUCUCCGCGGGAACGGACAUGACGGCGUUACUCCCCCGGUACAUCAACAUCCGCCGGGGUGGCUAUAUCUGCGCAGCGGUGGGCUUGGCGAUGAACCCCUGGACGCUGCUCACCUCGAGCAACCAGUUCACGACCUACCUCUCGGCCUAUUCGGUGUUCCUCAGCUCCAUCGCAGGCGUCAUGUGCUGCGAUUACUACGUGGUCCGCAAGGGGUACCUGGAGAUCAAGGAGCUCUACGACGCGCGGAAGACCGGCCCCUACUACUUCACCGCGGGGAUCAACUGGCGCGCCUAUGCCGCAUAUAUCGCCGGCAUCUGUAUCAACGUGGUUGGGUUUGCUGGUGCCGUGGGCACCGAGGUCCCCAUGGGCGCCACGUAUAUCUACCGGCUGAACUUUUUUACCGGGUUUAUCGUUUCGGCGGGCGUUUAUUGGCUUUGCUGCAGGUUUUUCCCCGUCCCCGCGUGCGCGGAGACGUGGAUGGAAGUCGGGGAUGAGAUUAACGAUCUCAGCGUCGUGUAUGACAAUAGCAGCGAUGCGUAUGACGAGGAAGUGGUCACUGGCGAGCCCAUGAAACUUAAGCAAGACGACAACACGAAAGUGUUCUAGAGGAUGUUUGGAUAGUUAGCUAUGAUAC